Branchiostoma belcheri (Belcher's lancelet) is the source of this 1728-nucleotide messenger RNA. RefSeq lists its product as uncharacterized. The transcript has 4 exons. Bases 111 to 824 code for a protein of 237 amino acids. NCBI's taxonomy places the organism in Eukaryota, Metazoa, Chordata, Leptocardii, Amphioxiformes, Branchiostomatidae. The record is from RefSeq and is a predicted model, not a curated record.
CACGGUUUUCGCGGCUGACAAGUCAAGCUGUGAUCUUCGAAUUCUCGUUGACUUUUUGAGCCCAGGUCGAUAUAUUACACUGGUUUUGUGGCGGAUCUCUAAAUGCUACUAUGCAUGCGUUCCAGACAGUAGACUACAUGGGGAUUGCACGAGAUACAAACUUCAAAGUCGUUGAGAAUGUGACAUACGAACUGCAGAGGGCUCGCCUGGAAACGUUGAGCAAAGAAGAGACGAUGGCAUUCUUCAUUAACAUCUACAACUGCAUUGUUAUCCACUGGAAUGCUAAGAUGGGGAGUCCAGGCGGGCUUUUAUCUAGAGGAAAGCUCUUCUUCAAAGCUCGCUACAUUCUCGGGGGAGAGCUCUACAGUCUUGGAGAUAUAGAAAAUGGAAUCUUGCGGGCAAAUUCUAAGUGCUGGUACUGGCCGUUCAAACCGUUUUCCAAAGGAGACCCCAGACUGAUGUGUGCACUCCUGGAUACAGAUCCACGAAUACACUUCGCUUUGGUGUGUGGAGCACGAAGUUGUCCCGCCAUUUGCUGCUACACUGCACAGGACAUUGACCAACAGUUGGACAUAGCGACCGAGGCGUUUCUGGAGGGAAGUGACGGCUGUCAGGUGGAUGGUGUGAACAAGGUUGUGACCCUGAGCAGGAUCUUCAAAUGGUACAAAGAAGACUUCGGGGCAUCUAAAGUACAGUUGACCCAGUGGAUAUAUAACCACAUGGGACAUGGUGAGAAACGACAACUGCUGUGGGAUCUGCUGCAGGAAGGAACGUUUGAGGUUACUUACAUGAAAUACGACUGGACAUCGAACAGAAGGAUAUAGUUUUACAUGUAUGACUUUAUGUAGGUACAGUAAAGCGGUCCUGUUGCAUGCUCAGCUCACUUUUCAGGUCGACAAGUCGGAGAGGGUAGCCUUCUUAGCAGGCUCUACGAUGGGAAGAACCCCACGCGGUUAAAAUAGAAGUCAUAUGCCAGAAAAGUGUAUUAUAAUGGCUCUUCCAAAAACCCAGUCGUAGAGCCUGCUACGGAGCCAGCGAGGCGUUUGGGUUAAAGCACCUUAUUGCUGCCGGUAAGUUAAGUUAGAUGCUGGCAUGUUAUAUGUGUCUACAGUCUCUCGCCAAAAACGGUAAUGUAAUGUAAUGUAAUGAACGUGUAAUAUUGAUAAUCGCUUUAAUGAACACGAAAGACGAACUGCUAAAGUACACAUCACUCAUCUAAUGCUGAAUACUGCAGAGCCUAGAUUGUCAAUUUGAUAUAAUUUAUAACCCAGAUCACUAACAAAUGAAAAGCCACCAACUUGUAAUAUACUUAUAAUAUAUACACUUCGUAACAUCGAUAUGACAUUUCGUCCGAAAAUAUUGACCAACUGCAACUUACGUUUACUUACAACUCUACAAACCAGCGUUUAUAAAACGAGAAACGUCUCGCAUGCAUAAUUGACAAGCAUCAAUACCCAUGUGAUUAUACGAACCCAGUAUGAUAGCAUAACAUGAUUCCGAAAGGAAAUUUUGAACACAAUUAGGAAAACAGAUUUUUUAUGGUCAUACAAUAUUAUUAUAGCAUUCACGCAUAAUAAUGGUAUAGUUUAAUAUUCUUCUAAUCAUCUGACUUCUCUGCUUUUUGUGGACAAUGAAUAAUAAAUUCUUACAUAUAGAUACAUAUACGGUUCAUAGAGUAAACUCAAAUUCAUCUUAUAUGAUAUAAACGCGUGAUCGAUGAUCUAUCUG